GCCGCCGGCGCCGCGGGGCCCCAUGGAGGAGCAGCCGCAGCCGCCGGUCCGCCCGCCACCGAGAAUGGCCUUGUGGGGCAGCCCGCACCCCGGAGCCCCCUCCGCGGCCGCCGGCCCUGGCGGGACUUCCUCCGCCGGGACGGCGGCGGCCGUGCUCUCCUUCGGCACCGUGGCGAGCGCGGCUACCGCGGCGCUGGGGAACCAGAGCGACGGGAGCGGGGGCGACGGCACUGGCGCCUCGGCUGGCGGCGGCCUGGGCGGGCCCCGGGCGGCGGGGGCGGCGGGGAGGCCGCUGCUGUCGCACGGGGCGGCGGUGGCGGCCCAGGCGCUCGUGCUGCUGCUCAUCUUCCUGCUGUCUAGCUUGGGCAACUGCGCGGUGAUGGGGGUGAUCGUGAAGCACCGGCAGCUCCGCACCGUCACCAAUGCCUUCAUCCUGUCCCUGUCCCUGUCGGAUCUGCUCACGGCGCUGCUCUGCCUGCCCGCUGCCUUCCUGGACCUCUUCACGCCGCCGGGGGGCUCGGCCCCCGCCGCCCCCGCCGCCGCCGCCGCCGCCGCCGCGGGGCCCUGGCGCGGCUUCUGCGCCGCCAGCCGCUUCUUCAGCUCGUGCUUCGGCAUCGUGUCCACGCUCAGCGUGGCCCUCAUCUCGCUGGACCGCUACUGCGCCAUCGUGCGGCCGCCGCGGGAGAAGAUCGGCCGCCGCCGCGCGCUGCAGCUGCUGGCGGGCGCCUGGCUGGCGGCGCUGGGCUUCUCCCUGCCCUGGGAGCUGCUCCGCGCGCCCCGGGAGCCCCCCGCGGCGCAGAGCUUCCACGGCUGCCUGUACCGUACGUCCCCGGACCCCGCGCAGCUGGGCGCGGCCUACAGCGUGGGGCUGGUGGUGGCCUGCUACCUGCUGCCCUUCCUGCUCAUGUGCUUCUGCCACUACCACAUCUGCAAGACCGUGCGCCUGUCGGACGUGCGCGUGCGGCCCCUGACCACGUACGCGCGCGUGCUGCGCUUCUUCAGCGAGGUGCGCACGGCCACCACCGUGCUGAUCAUGAUCGUCUUCGUCAUCUGCUGCUGGGGCCCCUACUGCUUCCUGGUGCUGCUGGCCGCGGCCCGGCACGCCCAGGCCGCGCAGGCCCCCUCGCUCGUUGUCAACGUGGUGGCGGUCUGGCUGACCUGGGCCAACGGGGCCAUCAACCCCGUCAUCUAUGCCAUUCGCAACCCCAACAUUUCGAUGCUCCUGGGACGCAGCCGGGAAGAGGGCUACCGGACUAGGAAUGUGGACGCUUUCCUGCCUAGCCAGGGCCCGGGUCUGCAGGCCAGAAGCCGCAAUCGCCUUCGAAACCGCUACGCCCACCGGCUGGGAGCCUGCGGCCGGAUGUCCUCUUCCAACCAGGCCAGCAGGAUGGGAGGGGAUGUGGCCAUGUGGGCUCGAAAAAAUCCAGUUGUGCUUUUCUGCAGGGAGGGGCCCCCAGGGCCUGUGACAGCAGGGGUCAAACAACCUAAAUCCGAAGCUGGGGACACCAGCCUCUAAGAAGGGUUAGGA
This is a messenger RNA of Lontra canadensis (Northern American river otter), 1528 nucleotides long. RefSeq names its product G protein-coupled receptor 135 (gene GPR135). The record is from RefSeq and is a predicted model, not a curated record. Gene Ontology annotation, molecular function: G protein-coupled receptor activity. The transcript has a single exon. NCBI's taxonomy places the organism in Eukaryota, Metazoa, Chordata, Mammalia, Carnivora, Mustelidae. Gene Ontology annotation, biological process: G protein-coupled receptor signaling pathway. The coding region runs from base 23 to 1516 and encodes 497 amino acids. Gene Ontology annotation, cellular component: membrane.